AAACAAUAAACCUCAGUGCAGAAUGACGACGCAAAUUUCAUGGAUAGAAUUAAUGUAACAUCCGGUCUGCCAUCACGAUACACUCGUACCGGACUGGCAUAUGACUCUUAGUCACAAGUCACAACUCACAACUUUACAAGAGUAGUACAACUCAUUCACUGGAGAAAGUCACGUCAAUGAGGGGAUUGUGAGCAUGGAUUGGUUCCUACCUUUAUUUGCACUUGUAGUGGCAGGUGUGUCAGCUGCCCCUGCAGAAGAUGAGAUUACUGCUUUACCAGGACUGAAUCACAACAUAUCCUUCCGUCAUUUCAGUGGUUAUUUAAAGGGAACUGAGGGAAAGAAUCUACAUUAUUGGUUUGUUGAGUCUUCUAAUAACCCAGCUAAUGAUCCAGUUGUCUUGUGGAUGAAUGGAGGACCUGGUUGUUCAUCUAUGGAAGGUCUCCUUGCUGAACUUGGGCCUUACAUUGUCAACCCAGAUGGGAAGACCCUAAGGGAAAAUACUUAUGCAUGGAAUACAGUUGCAAAUGUACUCUUCCUUGAAGCCCCAGCAUGUGUUGGUUAUUCUUACAGUGAAGAUGGGGACUGUUCUACCGGUGAUGAUGAAACUUCUCUGUCAAAUUAUAAUGCCCUAAAGGAUUUCUUCACAAACAAAUUCCCAGAAUAUCGUAAGAAUGAAUUUUAUGUAACUGGAGAAUCGUAUGCUGGUGUUUAUGUUCCUACACUAUCAGUCAGAAUCCUUCAGGGUCAAGAUGACUUUGAAAUAAAUUUCAAAGGAUAUGCCAUUGGAAAUGGACUCUCUAGCUACGAACUUAAUGAUGAUUCCAUUAUCUUCUUUGGAUAUUACCAUGGACUGUAUGGAGAAGACCUGUGGAAUAGAUUGGUUGCCCAUUGCUGUAAAAGUGGACAUGCUGCAAGGGACACUUGCAACUUUUACAAUUCUUACUGGCCUAUGUGUACCAAAGCUGUUGGCCAGGCAUCAGACAUAAUUUACAACGAGGGUCUGAACAUGUAUAACUUGUAUGACAACUGCCCAACGGGUACAGGAGGAAACUUCUCACGCUAUGAAGCAGACUUGUCGAACGUCUUCAGAGAACAUGAAUCUCAUUCAGCUAUGUUAGGAAAGGUCAGGAACAGGAUUAAGAAUUUGAAAGGAAACCCACCUUGCACAAAUGGAACAGAUCUUCUGGAUUACAUGAACAAUCCUGAUGUGCGAACUGCUGUUCAUAUUCCAGAAGAACUCCCUAAAUUUGAACUUUGCAAUGACGAAGUGAAUUACAAUUACAAGCGAGAGUACAAGACAAUGAGGAAGCAGUAUGAAUAUCUUAUUCCAAGAGUAAGAGGCUUGGUGUAUAAUGGUGACAUUGACAUGGCUUGCAACUUUCUGGGUGAUGAAUGGUUUGUCGAGGGCCUUGGACUAAAGGUUUUGGAGGGUCGUAGGAUGUGGCAUGAAGGUGGCCAGGUGGCAGGAUUUGUGAAACGUUUCCAGAACAUUGACUUGGUAACUAUUCGUGGUGCAGGGCACAUGGUUCCUGAGGAUAAACCAGGUCCUGCUUUGAAAAUGAUCGCAUCUUUCAUUUACAAAAAACCGUAUUAGUCUAGUACAGUAUUUACUGGUGUUGGUAUGAUAACCAUCUGGAUAACUGUGUUUUUUUGUUUAUCCUAUGUUACCAACUUUGGCUUGUAUAGAUUCUGUCAUACAUAUGGUGGUUCACAUUUGUAGAUAUUUCUGAGGUAGUAAAAUCUUAUAGUUUUUCAGCACUUAAUUUUUUGUUCUUUUAUGCAUACUAAGUUUUUAUUAACUUUCAUACUUUGUUUUUAUCACCUUUUAUGCAUUCUUAAUUUUAUCAGUUUUAAGUGAAUAGGCAUAUUCAUAGAGGAUGUAACUGAGAGUGUCUAUUGGUAUCUGUAAUUAUCCUUUUAAAGCUUGAUACUACAGGUAGUAUUGUUAUUUUGUGUAGAUUGCUAAAUCUGUUGAAAUUAAAUUAAUUAAAUAAAAGGCUGGCCCUUCAGAAAUAAUUUUCACUUCAUAGGUCAGUUUUUGGUUAUUGACAGUGUUCAAGAAUACUAGUAUAUGUAGUUUUUGUUUUAUAAAUGAUUGUCAUUUGUUAGUAUAUUGAUUAAUGUAGAUCAUUUCCAUGAGUUUUCAGUCAUUGAACAAUAGUUCCAGAUCUGAAGAGGAGAUUUUGUAGGUUUUAGUGUACUAUGUCCAAAAUACUUACUAUUGUGUUUUUCAAGAACACAUUAAUGAUUGAUAUUUUAUUUUUAAGAAUUCCUGAUAAAUUGUGUAAGAUUUAAGUGAUGUAUUGGCUUUCCUGUUGACUUAUCUCAGUAUUGUUAAUGAAACCGGUGAAAACUAAAUAAAAGCACUUAAUUUUU
Messenger RNA from Macrobrachium nipponense, 2376 nucleotides. Its product is annotated as lysosomal protective protein-like. The transcript is spliced from 10 exons. NCBI's taxonomy places the organism in Eukaryota, Metazoa, Arthropoda, Malacostraca, Decapoda, Palaemonidae. The coding region runs from base 194 to 1594 and encodes 466 amino acids. Gene Ontology annotation, biological process: proteolysis. Gene Ontology annotation, molecular function: serine-type carboxypeptidase activity. The record is from RefSeq and is a predicted model, not a curated record.